Portunus trituberculatus (swimming crab) is the source of this 5693-nucleotide messenger RNA. It is a transcript of the gene Neurochondrin, whose product is annotated as neurochondrin homolog. The record is from RefSeq and is a predicted model, not a curated record. The transcript has 2 exons. Lineage: Eukaryota; Metazoa; Arthropoda; Malacostraca; Decapoda; Portunidae. The coding region runs from base 1939 to 4278 and encodes 779 amino acids. Gene Ontology annotation, cellular component: dendrite. Gene Ontology annotation, biological process: regulation of neuronal synaptic plasticity; neuron projection development.
UUCAAGGCAUGGCUGUUUUCUCCUACACCAUUGCCAACUAUUGAGCUUCUUUUCUGUUUUUAUUAUUCGAAUAAAAUAUAUAGGGGUCCUUAGGAUCUAAUCCUCAAUUAUAACCUAAUCUAAUCUAACCCUAUAGUGUUGGAGGUUGAGUUUACAUAAAAUAGGUAUACAAUAAUCACUAUAUAUACAGUAAUCUCUUGGUUAUCCAUUACAUAGCACCUGAGAUAUUGCUGGAUAACCCAAUAUAGUGGAACCAGAUUAACUUGCUACUUGUGGUUUGACUGUUUAGUUCACAGUCAACAAGCACAUGAAUACUCUUUCCUUCGUACAGAUAUUUUUCAUCUUAAUUAUUACAAAAUUGCAAGCUGUUAUAUGUGGCUGCAUAUUUGUUUUAAUGGCUUUCGAUUUCAUGGUGGAAUAACAACACUACAUCAUCCGCUACACUGGGCUAUGCAAUGCUGCCGUUCUAGUGUCCUUGACAUGUGUAUCCCUGGCAGCCAAGAUACUUCAUGUUCAUAAGUCUUUCUUUUUUUCUUUUAUGCUGGUUUUUAUGUAAAAUCUGAAUGUAUUAUAUUGAGGACUAGAUUAUUUACAGUAAGAAUGUUUCUUUUGUUGUACAUUUAUUUAAUAACUUAUUUAAAUAUCAAUUAUUACUGCCUCUAACCAAGAAAUUAUGCUUAUAUUGCCUCGAACCAACCAGGUUGCAACCAUAACACAUUUUAUUUAAAUGCUGAUGAACUGUUUGGAAGGUUAAUUAAAUCUGAACUUCAGAAGAAAGCUUUUGUGUUGGGAAUCAUACUUAGGUCUCUGAGCGUGAAAGCGGAACAUUUUACCAGUCGAGCAAUAAGUACAUGUUGUGCGCAAGUUGGAUUGUGGGUCUUGUAUGUUUGGCUCACUACUGAGCAUUCUGGUAUAUCUGCAGCUUUUUUUUUUUUUAGUAUUUUUUACCUUUUUCCCAUUAAAUAUUAAACUUAGAGCCUAAUGGACAAAUUAGGUUUUUAGAGUAAGAAUAUACACAAACCAACGAAGUGUGACUCACUAUAAACAUAUGCUGGCAUCCAUGUGUCUGUCUCUUAGCCACAUUACAGAGCAAUAUUCUCAAAAGUGAAGUUAAAUUAAAUGUUUAACCUCCUGACUUAUUUCUGGAACCAAUUUUAGUAAUAGAGGAUGAAUGGCUUAUGUGUAUCCCUUGAUUACUUACUGGUAUGAUUUACUGUAAUAAGUAGGACUAGUUGUACUUAUUAGGACAUGUAUAUCCACUUGAAACUGUCAUUUGUAAAUCCAUCUGUGAAACUCAUUUUGUACAUUGGUAGUAUAUCCACUUAUAAAACUGUCUCAUGUAUAUCCACCUCUAAAACUGUCUCUUGUAUAUCCACCUCUGAACCUGUCUGUUGUAUUUCCACCUCUGAAGUUGCCACUUGUAUGUCCACCACUGAAAGUAUCUCGUGUAUCCCCACCUUUGAAUCUAUCUCUUUUACUUUUCUUUCGGUCUGUUCUGCUUUUAUUGUAAAUUAUUUAAAAUCAUACGUAACAGUGCAUUUGCUGAGUGCAGUGUUUGUUAUAUAUACAGAGAUAUGGUGUGGAAAAAAUGUUAACAGUGAAGCAAAGCAAGGAGUAUGUAUUAUAAUUUUGUGGGUGUGUUGAGAGAAAUGUAAAGAAAAGGUAACUGGAACACAUGUAUGAUGUGCAAGGCUAAAGGAAAUCCUACAAUUGUGUAAAUAUGUAAGGUGAAGAUUAGACCCAAGAGGAAAGAGUGGUUAUGAUUGGUAGGAAUGAUUGAAAAGCAGCUGUGAUAAAUGUGACUACCUGAAGAGCAAUGAUGAGACAUUUUGCAUCAUGUCCAGCCUGCUGAUGGUCACUAGCAGGAAAGGUGAUGAGUGUUAUGGUAUACCAAGGAUAGACCAGCUUCGCUGUCUGUGUAUGUGGAGGGACUGAGGCAUGUAUGAUUGGCUCUCAGUUGUUGCUGCUGUUGAGUUUAAACAAUUGAUGAAUAUGGCCAGCGGUGGGGAUGGCCACUCCUCGACCCCUGAGCUAGACCAAGGGCAAGUCAACAGUGAAUCAGAUCAUAUGGAUUCAGAAGACAGCAAGGAGCGAGAGGAACCACCAGCUGUACCUGAUCCUGUAGAAAAGAGUGUAAUGAUUCUUGAACGAGCAAAAUCAGACACUGAAAAAUUUGCUGCCCUGUUGAUGGUAACAAAGCUUACCAAAGCAGGGAAGUUGAGUGAGACAGAAAAGAAGAAAAUUAUGAAUGCUGUGGGGUUGCCAUUUUUAGCUCGUUUGAUGAGGACUAGUGAUGUGCCAGAAGGAUGCCCACCUUUCAUGUUCAAAUCUAUUGCAUUAACAGUAUUAACAUCCCUAAUGUCAUGCUGUUCAGGCAGUCAAGUAUUAUAUGGGCUGAUCCCUAUUCUGUGUGAAAUCAUUUCAAAGUCUGAGUUGUACGAGACUGACCUUACUUUAAUUAAAGACUCUUAUCAGUGUCUUAAGUAUAUAGCAUCAGACCAAUGUGGCAGUGAAGCAAUCAUUGACUAUGAAGCUCUAGCUGCACUUGUAGAAGCUUAUGCUGAGGGCAACUUUGGUUGUAAUGAUGCCAUUGAUAUAAUUUUGAUGGUUGCGUCUGAAGAAGGAACAAAAACUUGGGAAGAUGAACCAGAAGCCUUCAUGAAACUUAUGACUCAUAUUGCCCAUGAAUUUGUUGUAGAUCAUGAAGAAAAUAAAUUCAAGUUAUGUAAUGUUCUCACUAAGUUGUUACAAAGUAUGCCACCAUCAAGUGAAAUGGAACAACAAGGUUGGAAACAAGAUUUACAUAAAGGCAUAUCAGAUAUAAUAUUCAGUAAAUUAGGUAGAGAACAUCGAAUUAGUGGGCUUAGAUUAGCAGGAACAGCAUUAGAAAACCUUGGUUUGCUUUGGCUUUUGCGAGCUGGAGCAGAGUCAAGUACAGAAGAGACAAAAGGGAAGCAGUUACUUCUGAUGAUGGUUCACUUGUCAUGUAUUGAAGUUCGAAUGGGACUUGAAGAUAGAACUUUUGAAGAGGUUGUCUCAAAUGCAUUGCCAAUAACUGCUUGUUACACAAUUAUAGAAAUGUCAGUAGUUUUUCUUGUGAAUGGGGCUGUAGAUUUUGAGCAGAAGCAUAAACAACAGUUAUAUGAAUCUCUGAAAGGUGCUAUCAAUGCAGUUUUGAAAUUUCUCCAGGGAGCAUCAUUUGAAGAUGCAGUUUUAGAGAGUUCAAAGACUUAUAUGUUUGUGUGUGCAACAAUUCGUGUUCUCUGUGCUUGGCUGGCUGAGGAGACUGCAGCAAAUAAAGAUGAUGUUUAUAAAACACUACCUUUUGUGAUUAAAAUUUGCAAGCACAGUUUUGAUCACAACAAAACCAGUGUCUCUAAGUCAAAAAAGAAAGGUCACUCUGUAGUGACUCACAAGGCAGAGGAUAAGAAGAAAUUACCUGAUGUACUUAAGUUUCUGCUCCCAGGGCUGUGUCAUCUCACAGCGGAAGAUAUUCCUCGCAGAAUCUUGAUUGAUCUUGAGCUGGAAAAUUUAUUGUUUGAAUAUUUUAGUUUUCACUGGAAUAGUAUCAAGGAUGCUUUUGGUCCCCAAGUAAAGGAGGAAGUAGAUAUUCCUGUACACAAGAUACAUGCUGCAGGUGAAGCCAUGAGUACAAUUAGUAAUAUAUUCAUGAACAUUGUUGUUCAAGAACCUGAGCGUGUAAAAAGUGAUAUACUGUACUAUUCAUUAAUGAAAUUUAUCUUUUGUAAACUACCUGAAAUUCCACUUGAAUCGUGUCACCUUAAACUUAGUGGAACUUUAUGUAUACUGGGUCUCAUGAUAUUAAGGCAUCAACACCCUAAUGUUAAGAGCACCGAUUUCACAAUAUUCAGGUUUGUCCAAUCUACUGUUCGCUUCCUUUGGGAUUCCCAUAAUGUUGAAGAGAGCAGAGAUUAUGCCACUCUGGUAGUGUCCUCUAAGUAUGAGUCUGAUUGGGGUAGUUUAAUGGACAUAUGGUUCCUUGGUAUGCAUACAUUGAGUUUCCUCCUUCCUAUUAUACCAUGGCUGAGUGACUUCUUGAUGGAAAGUGAAUGGCCUCAAACUAUUGUGGCUACUUUAUUGACUGUCCGUGAAGGAGGCUUAGAUGUGGGACUGAAAAGUGCCUUAGAAGACUUCUUGUCUUUGCUUUGCAGAUCUUCAAAUACUGCUAAUAAUGUUCUCCAAGAAAAAGGAGUAUUGCAAGUGUGCAAGAAUCACAAACUUGAAGAACUUUCUCAUGUCUUUGGUGUAAAACUUUAAAGGAUCAAGUUUUCAUAUAAUAAACUAACCAUUUAGUUAGCUGGUAAUUGGCUUGCAGCUAAAGUUCAACAAAAUGAGUAUUGAUUGUUAUGAAUUACUGUGAUGAACAGGAUGUGUCUGCUAUUUGAAAUAGUCUUUGGCAUACAUAAACUUGGUAGAAAAGAAGUCUGGAAUGCAGAUGUUUUGUGGAUUAUUGUGAGUCUUUCAUGUGUUGUAUUAUUCAAGUUAAGGAAAGCAUUAAUUGUGUAAUGGAUAACUCAAGUACACAAAUAUUUUUAUAUUUCUUUUCUGGAUGUCAGUUGAUCAUGGCAUAUGUGUUUGAACAAAAAAAAAAGCUGUUUUACUGAAUUAAAACGUCCCAAUUGCUUUUACUGAAAAUUGGUUACUUUAUUGUAUUCAUUUGGUGCUAGUGGUUCAGUCACAAGAUGUACUUUUUUCACAGUAUGAGUUGAGAAUCCUUUAUUUUGAUAUUUUGUGAUAUUAGAAUGCUCUGUGAUGUAUGUCUGGCUCAGUAUACGUAUGAUUGAUUCAUCAUAACUUAGUUUUCUGAAAAGUGUUAUCUGAUUUUUUUUUUUCACCCCAUAACCUAUCUUGUAACUAGUUUUCCUUAACAGAAAACCUUAAUAGAUUAGUUAUUCACCACAGUAGCCUGUUGAUCACCCAGCCAGACUUUCCCCUACAGAAAGAGCUUGGAGCUCAUACUGACCAAUCUUCAGGUAGGACUGAGACCACAUCACACACCAAGACAGCAAGGCAACAACUCCUUGAGUUACAUCCCAUAUCUAUUUAUUGCUAGGUGAACAGGGAAUACACAUUAAGAGACUUGCCCAAUAGCCCAAUGUGUCGCAGAUUCUCAUAAAAAUAACUUUAAUAUGAAAAUUUCCACUUGCAAGCAGAUAUAAAGGAUUCUUGGCUUGUACCAACCUUUGUUGUACAAAAAUCUCAUUGACUUGAGAGCCUUUAGGAAAUUUUUGAGUCACAAAAGAUAUUUUAACAAACAUUGAAUGUUUUCUAAGAGUAGAGUAGACACUAUCGUUACAUCUCAUUCUUGAACAAAGAAGGAUUCAGUUAGUAGGGUAAAAUUUUAUAUAUAUAUAUAUAUAUAUAUAUAUAUAUAUAUAUAUAUAUAUAUAUAUAUAUAUAUAUAUGAGUAUAUACAUGUAUAGAUGCGAAUAGCAUUGCAGGCUGACAUUGGUAGAGAAAUUAAAUAUUGUGUUUAAUUAAUAUUUAUGCAUUGAGUGAAAAUGUCAUUGGUAUUUUGGCCAUAAUGAUAGUUACUUAGUAAAAAAAUUAUUUUGAUGUGAGAUGUUGUACAGUACAAUAUUUUGCUAAGUAUGAACCUAUCAUAAUGUAGUUUGUUAUGUGGCUGCUGUGCUCAUUGAUUUGUGGAUGAGAAAAUAAAAUGAGUGUUUUUG